This is a messenger RNA of Pneumocystis carinii B80, 549 nucleotides long. RefSeq lists its product as hypothetical. The transcript is spliced from 5 exons. Lineage: Eukaryota; Fungi; Ascomycota; Pneumocystomycetes; Pneumocystales; Pneumocystaceae. The coding region runs from base 1 to 549 and encodes 182 amino acids. The record is from RefSeq and is a predicted model, not a curated record.
AUGAUAGUUACUCAACAUCUUCCAGUAGAUAUAUUACGUUCAUUGCAGCUGAUACGAGAACUUGAUGAUGAGAGCUCAACCUGUAUAAAUGAGUUAGAUGAGCUUGCAUUAACAGUAUCGACUGCUGAACCGGAAAAAUAUGUUGAAAUGGCACGAUUAUUGAAAAUAUCUAGAGAGAACCGUUCUAUAGCAUUAACAGAAGCAUGCAAGAUUCAUAAAACAGUUGAGCGACAUCUUGAUGCGAUUGAACAAACAUUACAAAACCUACAAGAAGGAUUAGUAAGAAGUCAACAAAUGAAAGAACUAGAAGUUAUAAAUAAAGAAAAAAUAAAAAUUAAAAAAAAACAUCGUAAUAUUUCAAAAGAGCCAAGAUAUUGUUUUUGUAACCAAAUUUCAUAUGGACGAAUGAUUGCAUGUGAUAAUGACAAAUGUAAAAGAGAAUGGUUUCAUUGGGAUUGCGUGUCUAUUAGUUCAGUACCUAAAGGUAAAUGGACGUGUUCGGAUGAAUGCGCAUUAUCUAUUAAUCUCAAAAAAAAGAAAAAAUCCUAG